UUAGUUUUUGCCUUACAAGAACGUCCACCUCAUUUCAAAAGACUCAACACAAAAACGGAUGUGACUUAACUUGACUUGUAAUGAUCAAAAGAGAGCCAAUAGAUUUUCAGAGUUCGAACUAAAUAAAUUAAAUAAUUUGGUGGCCACCUAGUGUGCAGCAGCAACACUUUAUUUAACAUCGCCAUCAGCAACAACGUCAUCAACAGAAAAUAAGAAUUAAGAACCAUAACUCCCAUUGAAAAUGGUUCGAGAAAAUCGCGGCCAUGCUCUGGAAACUCUACCGGACAUCCACCCCUAUGAAGUAGAUCAGAUCUCCACAGGAAGCAAACGGUUUGAACGGUUCUCACAACCCUGGAAAGAAGGGAUCACAUGCGCUGGUGCAGACUCUGACUGUCUUCGCAGGAAUGUCAAGUACUUUGUCUCACAACGACCGUCUGUGUUUUUCUAUGAUGGCCGCGCUACCAAUCAGCUGAUCGCAGAUGAUUUCUUGCGAGACCCCUGUAAAUAUUACAGAAACAUUUAUCCAUGGAAACCAGUUGGACCUAAAGCUUUUAUUCCAGCUGUUGGCCAUUACGAGGGGCUUGGAAAACCGCCAGUUAGGCAAUACUUUAAGAUCACGCCCAAACAAGUGCAAGAGACAAGGACCAUGCCGACCUACGAGGUCUACAAUUUCAGCGACUCAUGCCAUUACUACAAAGACACUGUCUAGAUCAUGUCUAGAUCGUGUCAUAUCAGAGACUAGUGCUAGGUGAACCUAAGUGAAGGCCUUGUGUAAUUAAAACUGCUAUCUCCU
Biomphalaria glabrata is the source of this 793-nucleotide messenger RNA. RefSeq lists its product as uncharacterized. The record is from RefSeq and is a predicted model, not a curated record. NCBI's taxonomy places the organism in Eukaryota, Metazoa, Mollusca, Gastropoda, Planorbidae. The transcript has 6 exons. Bases 242 to 709 code for a protein of 155 amino acids.